UUUGAUUCUUAUUGAUGUUGACUGAAUUACUGGUAUAAACCCUGUAACUUAGUUUUGGGUAAGGAAUAUAAGAUGAAUUAACUUGAUUCAGUAAGGUUGAAAUUCAUUGAUUCAUGAAUCAUGAUUGUUGUAUAUUUAUUUUACCUUUUUUUUUUUACAGUAUUUAGCAUAUUCGAAAACCUAUGAUCUUAAGUUGGUUUUGUUGCAACUAUACUUUGUAAAUUUUUUUUCUUUUGAGGGUUGUGACUCUUGUGGGGUAUAAGUGUGCCCGGUCAAAAUGUAGGAGUAGUAAUUAAUAUGAGACGGAGGGAAUACCAUUAGUUACUUAAAAUCCGGAAUUACCCGGAUAAAGUAACUUGGAAUAUGGAAAAAUAGAACAAGAUUUGCAAGACUCGUAGAUGCAUUAGGCGUUUCCCUCGUGAGGACUAAGGAGGGUCUCCUAAUGUCGCUUUUUCCUUAAUUGUUGAUAAAUAAAUUUUCUUUUUGAUUAACUAGAUAUCUUUAAUCAGAGAAUAUUAGAAGAAAAAAUGGAUUAUAUGGGAAAAUUAAGGAUCAAGGGUUAACCCUUACAUGCCUCAAUUUCCUGUUUACAAUCAAGAUAUAUUAUAUGUUGGGGUUGUAUCAAUGUUUGAAUAGGGAUUCAAUUGUUUGAAAUUAUGUUAAGGUCUGCCUGGUGGAAUUGCCUUCUUUCCUACAAAGAAAAUGUCUUCCUUUCUGUUAAGAAAAGGCCUAUUCCUUAAUUCUGUUGCUUAUGUAAGCAAAUAACUCAAAUGGGCAGAGUUUUUCUUUCAUCAAAAGAUGUCCAGUAAAUGGUUUUCCUAUUAAAGCAGUGAUUGGAAGUGUUUCAGACUUUCAGGUACCUUCAUACUGGUAUAAUUGGAAGUCGGAUACACUUUCACCUCAUGUAUAGGAUAAAACAUUAUGCGUUUUUUCUUUAGUUAUUUUUUUAUUUAAUUUUUAUAUCCUUCUCAAUCUUUGAUCAACCAAAGAAAAUUUUCAGUAAUUCAGUAAAAAACUUAAAAAAUUGUAUAUGGCUAAUGUAACUAACUUGUUCAUUGAUGGAAAACCUUGAUCAUCAUAACGGAAGAUCUAUUAUAGCUUAAGUGUCAUGUUUGCUUUUAGAUUUAUGGUUCUCUAUCACCAUGCUCCUAAGAGUGAGAUAAUGCUAGACAUAUAACUGCUCUUUUGAAUUCUUAGCAGCAAAAAAGUGUCUUUUUUUCUCAAUUAUCUUGUUAUCAGAAUCCAAUUUGCUGCUUUGCUGGUAAUCUUUUUUAGUUUAUCUGGCUAACUGCCCUUUGCUAAUGCAAACCACUUGCAUUUAUUUCUAUUGAGUCAAUAUCUUCUACUCCAGAUGUAGAUGUAGUAGUCAGAUAUAUGAUACACUGAGAUUGCUGCUGUUUUGGAAAAACUUGUAUUCCAUUUCUUUGUUGUUGCGUGCGUGAAAAUUGGUGUUGAGUAUAAUUUUAAUCCCUGACUUGGCAUAUUAGCUCAACUUCAUGGGUAAGACACUUCAGCUGUCUGGUUUUCCUUCUACUGUGACUGUUGAAAAUGUCACCGCAUAUCUGGAGGAUAUAACUGGUAAAGAAACUGUUUAUGCUCUGAAAUUAAGGCAGUUUAAAAAUGGUGGGUCGAGAUGUUAUGCAGUUGUGCAAUUCACCUCUGUCAGGAUGGCAAGUCUUAUCCUCAGUUUCUCUCAGCCUCCGAAGAAACUUUGGUAUAAUUCCAAUUACUUGAAGGUACGAGAGUUGGAAUAUGAUAUUGUGCCCAAGCCAAGAAUUUAUCAACAUAAAAUGGACAACAUAACGCUUCAUGUUGGAUGUCAGACUUCAAAUGACAACUUCAGAGCAUUUUGGAGAGUUCAGGAUGUUUCUUUAUCAUUUGGCUCAGGAUUGAGGAAGUUAUACUUCUCCUUAGAAUAUAAUUUUAAGGAAUAUAAACUUGAACUUUCUUAUGAGAGUAUUUGGCAGAUUGAGCUAAGACGUCCACGUGCUAAUCAUUUGAAGUAUCUUCUAAUUCAGCUGUUUGGGGCUCCUCGGAUAUAUGAGAAGGAUGCAUGCUCUUUAGGACUGGCCUUUGACUAUUAUAAGGAUGGACAAGAGGAUCAAUGGGACAGGACGACAGAUUUCACCUCCUUAAGUUGUAUAGGACAAUCGUCUAUUUUAUGUUUGGAGCUUCCAUAUAACUGCCAACUACCAGACUUCAGAGCUAACUUUGCAUAUUUUAAGGAGGAUGAUGGCCAAUUUACUAUAGAAUAUGGCAGUACCUUCUCCCACAACUUGGGACUUGUUCCAAUAGUGGUUCUUCCAAGAGGGGUUGAUUUACCAUUUAAUAUCUUGUUUAAGGUAAAUAAUUUGGUUCAAUCUGGAUGUCUUCCUGGCCCAAACCUUGACCAGAGUUUCUAUCAGAUGGUUGAUCCGAGGAGAUUUGAUAUGGCCCUUAUUGAGUAUGCACUUGAAAAUCUGUAUUUUCUGAAGGAGUGCUGCUACAAUCCAGUUAGGUGGCUACGACAGCAAUACACAAAAUACCUUACAUCUAAGAGAAGUCCUGGGAAGCCAACCCUUUCAUUGGAUGCAGGUUUGGUUUAUGUACGCAGAGUUCAAAUAACUCCAUCUAGAGUGUACUUUUGUGGCCCAGAGGUGAAUGUUUCCAAUCGGGUGUUGCGAAAUUAUCCCGAUGACAUUGAUAACUUCCUUCGCAUUUCUUUUGUUGAUGAGAAUCUAGAAAAAUUAUACUCAACAGAUUUAUCUCCACGUGCCGGAAAGCGGACUGAGAUCGAUGGAAGGAUUCGUUCUGUUCUCAGUAAUGGAAUACAUAUUGGUGAUAAGAAGUUUGAGUUAUUGGCCUUUUCAUCAAGCCAAUUGAGGGAAAACUCUGCAUGGAUGUUUGCUUCUAGGCCUGGAUUGUCUGCCACAGACAUCAGAAAUUGGAUGGGUGACUUCAGAGAAAUAAGAAAUGUUGCAAAGUAUGCUGCCAGACUUGGUCAAUCUUUCGGCUCAUCCACGGAGACAACUGUUCCUAUUGAGGAAGUUGAAAUGAUACCUGAUGUGAAAGUAAAUGCUGGGAGAAAUACAUACAACUUUUCUGAUGGAAUUGGGAAGAUUUCAGCUGAUUUUGCUUGCAAAGUGGCAAAGAAAUGUGGUUACAGCUCCACCCCAUCUGCCUUCCAGAUUAGAUAUGGUGGAUAUAAGGGUGUCGUUGCUAUUGAUCCCCUGUCAUCUAAGAAGUUGUCAUUGCGAAGAAGCAUGCUCAAGUAUAAAUCAGAUAACGAUAAACUUGAUGUACUGGGACAUAGUAAAUAUCAAGCAUGCUAUAUGAAUCGUCAGAUAAUUACUCUCUUGUCCACUCUUGGAGUGCAAGAUCGUGUAUUUGAGAAAAAGCAAAGAGAAGCAUUAAAUAACCUAGAUGCAAUCCUAAAAGAUCCACUAAAGGCACAAGAAGCGUUGGAGCUCAUGUGUCCUGGGGAGGUUACAAACAUUCUCAAUGAAAUGCUUAAAUGUGGCUACAAGCCUGAUGGUGAACCAUUCCUUUCAAUGAUGUUGCAAACUUUCCGGGCUGCAAAGUUGCAGGAAUUGCUCACCAAAUCAAGGAUGUUUGUCCCACGUGGUAGAGCAAUAAUGGGAUGUCUGGAUGAAACUAAAACCUUGGAAUAUGGUCAGGUGUUUGUGCAGGUUUCAGGCUCAAAAUUUAGGAAUGUUGGUAAUGAAUUCCUCACUUGCACUGACUAUGAAUCUGAACCCAAUAACUAUGUUGUGAAGGGAAAAGUAGUUAUUGCGAAGAACCCUUGUUUACAUCCGGGUGAUGUCCGUGUUCUGAUGGCAGUAGACGUGCCUGCUUUGCGUCACAUGGUUGACUGUGUUGUCUUUCCUCAGAAAGGAAAGAGGCCUCAUCCAAAUGAAUGCUCUGGAAGUGAUUUGGAUGGUGAUAUAUACUUUGUUUGUUGGGAUGCCGAGCUGAUACCCCCUCGCCAAGAGGAACCUAUGGAUUACACUGCAGCUGAAAGCACAAUACUGGAUCAUGAUGUUACCAUGGAGGAAGUGAUUGAUUAUUUCACCAACUAUAUAAUCAACGACAGCUUAGGCAGGAUUGCUAAUGCACACACAGCCUUCGCAGAUAGGGAGCAUGCGAGGGCAAUGAGUAGCCCUUGCAUACAGCUCGCUCAACUUUUUUCGAUUGCUGUUGACUUCCCCAAAACUGGCAUCCCUGCAGUUACACCACCUUCCCUCAAAGUAAAAGAAUACCCUGAUAAGCCAACUUAUGAAUCACACAACAUUAUUGGCAAGCUUUUUAGGGAGGUCAAGGAAAGAUCCCCUAGUUCAAAAUCCAUUAGAUUAUUCACCAGUGAAAUUGCUGCGCGUUCCUAUGAUCCUGACAUGGAAUAUGAUGGCUUUGAGGAUCAUCUUGAUGAUGCUGAGUUUUACAAGAGCCAGUAUGAUUAUAAGCUAGGUAAUCUAAUGGAUUACUACGGGAUCACCACUGAAGCAGAGAUUUUGAGUGGGAAUAUUUUGAGAAUGUCGAAGUCUUUUGAUAGAAGAAACGAUGCAGAAGCUGUAACAAUGGCUGUCAGAUCCUUGAGGAAGGAAGCUCGGGCAUGGUUUAAUAAAAGCGAAUAUGACUCAGAAGGUGACGACCUGUAUGCAAAAGCAUCAGCUUGGUAUCAUGUGACAUAUCAUCCAACUUUUUUUGGCAAGUAUAAUGAAGGGAUGAAUCGGGAUCAUCUCCUUAGCUUUCCAUGGUGUGUUUAUGACAAAUUGAUCACCAUUAAGAAGAGGAACAGAUGGUCUCAUGCUUCACAGUUGGAAAGCCUGGAAUACCAAAUGAGGAAUGGAUUCAAUCUUAAUGGUUAAAGAUUGUACUUGUAUCGGUAUGUUACUGAACCUCAUCUAUCAUCCAUUUGUAAAUUUACUCGAUAUCUUUUAUCGUGCAUUGUUAUUUAGAAUCAAGAACCCUUCUGUUAAAUAUCUUGGUUUUCCUUGCUUGUCCACAUGAUAUUUAUAAAAGUGUUUCA
Molecule: messenger RNA, 5005 nt
Organism: Chenopodium quinoa (quinoa)
Lineage: Eukaryota; Viridiplantae; Streptophyta; Magnoliopsida; Caryophyllales; Amaranthaceae
Product: RNA-dependent RNA polymerase 1-like
Biological process (GO): siRNA processing
Cellular component (GO): nuclear RNA-directed RNA polymerase complex
Molecular function (GO): RNA-directed RNA polymerase activity
Source: RefSeq, a predicted model, not a curated record